GAGAAGAUGCUUAUGGCCCGAGACACGGCGCGGGAUGAGGCUCAAAAGCUACACAGGAAGUGGCUGAAGCACCAGGCCUUUAUGGCAGAGCUGGCCCGCAAUAAAGAAUGGCUGGCCAAGAUAGAACAGGAGGGUCUGGAGCUGAUCCAGGAGAAGCCGGAGCUGCGUCCGGUCGUCCAGCAGAAGCUGGAGGAGAUCAGAGAGUGCUGGUCCGACCUGGAGAGCACCACCAAGGCCAAGGCGCGCCAGCUCUUUGAAAACAACAAGCCUGAGCCGGCGGUGAAGAGCUACUCGGACCUCGACAACCAACUCUCCCAUCUGGAGCAGCAGCCCCCUCAGCUGGAGCAGGCGCACCACCUGCCCACCUUCAAUGAGCAGCUGCAGAAGUUUCAGGCUAUGGAGUCUCAGAUAGGGGACUUUUACAAGGAUGUGGGGGAGCUGGGAAGCUUGCAGGGGGUCUGCCUACCCCAGCGAGGCCUGAUGGCAGGUGACAAGGGAAGCGGCGAGCAGUCAGGCAUGGUGGAGACGCGCAUCGUCCGCCUCAUUGAGCCCCUGAAGGAGAGACGCCGCAUCCUGCUGGCUUCCAAAGAGAUGCACCAAGUCGCCCAGGACCUGGAGGAUGAGAUACUGUGGAUUCAGGAGAGGCUUCCCCUGGCCUCCUGUAAGGAUUAUGGGAAUAGCCUCCAGAGUGUACAGCAGCAUGUAAAGAAGAACCAGACACUCCAGAGGGAUCUAACUGGGCGCCGCGCCCGUGUAGAGGAGGUUCUGGAUCGGGCGGGCAUCAUUGCUUCACUGAGGACUCCUGAGGUGGAGUUUGUACGUGAAGGCGCGGGUCACGUGCGCCAGCUGUGGGAAGUUUUGCAGCUGGAGACGGAGAGGAGGUCUGUGAUGCUGGACGCCAUGCUGCAGUCUCAGCAGUACUACAGCGAGGCAGCUAAAGUGGAGUCCUGGCUGUCCGGUCAGAAGCUCUAUCUCGUCAGUGAGGAAAAAGGCACGGAUGAGGCGAGCACUUUGCAGCUGCUGAAGGCCCACCUGGCUCUGGAGCAAACAGUUGAGACAUAUGCAGAGACAGUCGGCAUGUUAUCCCAGCAAUGCACGCGUCUACUGGAAAUGGGACAUCCAGACAGUGAGCACAUCACCAAGCAGCAGUCCCACAUAGAUCGGCUGUACGUGUCUCUGAAGGACAUGGUAGAGCACAGGAAGACCAAACUGGAGCAGCAGUACUGGCUCUAUCAGCUCAACAAGGAUGUAGAGGAGUUGGAGAGGUGGAUCACUGAGCAUGAGGCGGUGGCCAGUUCCACCGACCUCGGCCAUGACCUUGAGGACGUCACGGUGCUUCAAGAGACGUUCACCAAGUUUGCCGCAGAAACCAACAACAUCGGCCAGCGGCGCAUGGAGCAGGUGAACAAAAUGGUGAACGAGAUGAUCGACUGUGGCCACUCGGACGCGGCCACCAUCGCUGAGUGGAAGGAUGGACUAAAUGAGUCUUGGGCGGACCUCCUGGAGCUGAUGGAGACCCGCCGACAGAUGCUGGCAGCUUCGCACCAGCUGCACAAGUUCUUCACCGACUGCAAAGAGGUCUUGGCUCAGAUCGCAGGGAAGAUGAAGCAGUUGCCAGAGGUGAGGGCUUGCCAGGCCAACAUCACCAAUCCAGCCACCCUGCAGAGACUCAUGCACUCCUUUGAGCAUGCCCUUCAACUGCUAGUGGCACAGGUGAGGCAACUCCAGGAGAACGCCGGCCAGCUGAGGACUAUCUAUGCUGGUGAGAAGGCUGAGGCCAUCAUGGCCAAAGAGCAGGAGGUGAUGGAGGCGUGGAAGGAGCUGCUGAGGUCCUGUGGGGCUAGUCGUGUCCAGGUUACUUCAGUGACCGAUAAGGUGCAGUUCUUCUCGGUAGUGCGUGAAAACCUGAUGUGGAUGGAAGGCAUCAUGGGCCAGAUAGGUUGGGAUGAGCCCAGGGAUUUGACAGCUCUGGAGGUGAUGAUAAAACAACACAUGGAGCUGAAAGCCAAAAUAGACGGCCGGAGCAAGACCAUACAGCAGUGUGCGGAUCUGGGCAAGAUCCUGAUUGCUGCAGGAAACCCUGCAUCAGAAGAGAUCCAAGAGAAGCUGGACAGUCUUCUGACUAAGCAGAAGGAUCUUGUUGAAAAAUGGGACAAGCACCAGGAAAGGUUGCAGCGCAAGCAGGAAUACUUCCAGUUUGCCCAGGAGACGGUGAGGGCGGAAGCCUGGCUAAAAGCCAAGGAGCCGCUGAUCACCUCCAAGCAGCCAGAAGGAGGAGAGGCCCCGGCCCAAACAGACGAGGCUGAGCAGCUCAUCCUCCGUCACGAGGCCUUCCGCAAGGCUGCUGUAACCUGGAAAGAACGCUUCAGCUCCCUCCGCCAGCUUUCCGCAGCUGAGAAGAAGAAAGAGGAGGAGAAAAAGACAACUCCACUGUCCAGCAGAAGGAUGUUCCCAUUAUCUUGUCUGACUCCAAACGUUGCCUCAACCAGUGCUACCUCACCUUUCUUGAGGCAGACGGUACAGGCACAUAUAGAACCCAAACCCUUACAGACCUGUCUGGAUAUGGGUGCCACUCCGGCCACCCAGAGAUUGUCCUCAACGCUAGCCAACUACAAGCCAGUCAUAAAUGGAUCAGGCUACCACGGUCAGGAACAGCAGUGCACUGGGAAGUUGAUGAGCUCCCCGUACCUUGGGAUGAACCACCAGGCAGCUGGAGGUGGAAGUGACUCCGGUUUCUCUGCAUUGACCUCCCAUGGUGGUGGAGCAGACACUUCUACUUACCUUGGACUAAACCAUCAAACUGUUGGCAGUGCAGAAAGCUCUGGGUAUUUUGGACUGACUGCUGGGUGUGUGGGUAGUAUCCAAAACCAUUUUAGCAGUGGCAGAUUAGGGAGUUCGGGUAAUUUAGCUCAGCAGCCAAGUAGUGGAGGUUUAGGAGGCCCUGGAUUACUCCCUCAACAGAAUAUGGGCAGUUCUGGAUAUUUGGCCCAAACACAAAAUAUGGGAAGUCCUGUAUACUUAGGACAACAGCCUAAUUUAGGGAGUUCAGGAUAUUUGGCACAACAGCCUAAUACGGGGAGUUCGGGAUAUUUGGCACAACAGCCUAACAUGGGGAGUUCUGGGUACUUGGUGCAACAGCCUAAUAUGGGUUCUGGAUACAUACCGCAGAAUUAUCAGAGCAGUGGGGGAUUUGGUAGCUCAAGCCUUCUGGCACAAAAUCAGUACAGCAGUGGAAGUCUGGGCAGCUCCAAUUACCUAGCUCAGAGUGGUGGCAUCAUGGACCCUAAAAUGGCAUACGCAUGGCAGCACCUCAAAGCUGACUUCAUGCAGCCCAGGAUCAACCACAUCCACAAGGCUGUAAACCCCCUGCUAGAAGCCAGCAGAGUGCAGCGGGAACAGUACGGUGACAUCCCAAUGGCAGACAUGAUGGGACCGGAGUCUGGGCUGGAGCUCCUCCAUGGCCGUCUCCAGAGGGAUCCCCGCGGUAGUCGCUCUGACCCUCAAAUGGACCAUCUGAGGAGAGAGAGGGAGUACAAGCUGGGUAGGCAGACCUCCAGUGAACAGGAGAUCCAGGCAAGGCUAAACGAGUUGCCAAUGAUUGUGCGUCAGGAGCGCUACAGGAGACGCCUGGAGAGACAGUCGUCCAGUGAACAGGAGGGAACGGGCAAGCCGAGGCUGCAGAGGCAGGACUCUAGUGACCUGGAGGGCUCCAUCAAAGAUGGCUCUGACAAGCGCUCAGGGGAGAAGAGAAAUACCAUGGCAGAGAUUGUAGAACAGGUCCAGGAGAGAGAAGCAGCAUCUGCACGGGGAGACCCCUAUCGGCCUCCUAGCAGCCUUUCAGCACCAGUGACUCGUUUUGACGGACGACCUCGCGCCCGUGACCGUCCAAAACCAAGGAGGAGGCCCCGUCCAAAAGAGCCUGAGGAGAACCGACGUUCUCGCUCAGCCCCAGCAACUGGAGCCCCAACGACACCCCAGCCACCCUCACUCAAUGCCCACAAUGAAGGCUUCCUCUAUCGCAAAAAGACCACCAGCUCUGACCUAGAAGUUCAGCAGAGGAGCCCCAACAGUAAGUCCUGGGUGAAUGUAUACUGUGUGCUGAAAGAGGGACAGCUAACCUUCUACAAGGAUGCCAGGAACCACAACACAACGUACAAUGACGAGCCUCCCGUCGAGCUUAGUAACUGCUCAUUUGAUCCUUCAAUGGGAUACAAGAAAAAGAAAAAUGUUUUCCUUCUUCAAAUAAACGAUGGAACCUUCUUUGUAUUCCAUGCAAAGGAUGAGGAGGACAUGAAGGCGUGGACUUCCAACAUCACCGCGGGUAUAUCUGACCAGGAGCAAAUGGCCAAGUGGGACAAGCCCGGCACCUCGUCCAUGGACCCUGACCGCUCGGAGAGGAAGGAGAAGUCGGAGGGAGAUGCAGACGCCAGGUCAGAGAGGUCAGAGCUCGCUGAGGGGGAGGAGAGGUCCGAGAAGGAGAGGUCAGAGAAGGGGGAUGGCUCUGAGAAGUUAGACACGUCAGAAAUCGCUGACAAGCUGGAGGGCGGGGCAGGGGGCUCCAGCACGUCUGGAAAAAGCAAAUGAGGAGCCACUUUGUGUUUUCAUUUUACUCACUGACUAAAGGCGUAGGAGGCGGUGGGUGGGAGGGAUGGAUGGAUGGAGAGCAUGUGCAGCUAUAGGUAUGCAGAUCCUCAGUCAUAGAGCCGGAACACACUGAGGCCACAGUCCAUGGACUGACUACUGUAACUGUGACAGACUCAUCUCUCAGCCCCUCCCCUUCACCCAGGCAAUACAUCAGUGCUUGCAUUGCGCCACCUGCUGGUAGACAGCAGGUUGGCCCAGACAGACAGACACAGACAGACAGACUGACUGACUCCAGCAAGUGGUCCCAGGAAUUAGUCACUGUCAUGUCCCAUCGUUGAUCGUUUAAUCUUUUGGAUUCACAGCAUCCUUCUGUAUGUAUCUUUGACUGAUAAUGUAAUGCUCUGUCUAUCUAGACAAACCCAAGAAGUGGUGAAUGAAAUGUUCCACGAUAUUAAAAAAGAAAAAAAGAAAAAAAGAUUUUUGAAGCAAUAUACUUUUUUAUUUCUUCUCUUUGUUAGAGAGAGAAAAUGGGAAAGGAAACAAGAAAUAGUUGCAACUCUAUGAUUUGUCACUUCCACUUAAGCUUACGCCAGGCAGUUGUGCACCUUAGACACCUGACACAUCUGUAUACUAAUCAUAAAGACAUUUAAUCCCAUCACAUGGCUAGCUUUCAAGUGUAUUAUGGAAUGUUGGUGUUACCCACCUGACUUCAUCAGUGUCAACAAACACACAUUUCUACGGUUUAAUAUGAGUUAUUUUUAUUAUUAUUAUAUUGUUAUCAUUAUUAGUUCAUAACUAUCCAUGUCAAGAAAAGAGCUUUUCAUCAGAAUCUAAUCCAUUGACCUGAGUUGUGUGGUUCCAAGUGGCAAUGCUCAAAGUAACACUAAGCCUAUGUGACACAAUGCCUUUGUAUACAUGACAAAAAUCUGAACAUUGCAUGAAAUAAUCUGUUAGUGCACCUCUUAAAACUUGCCUUUGUUUUUAUGUUCUUGAACUACGUUGGGCAGUAUUGGAAUUGCAAUAAUUCAAUGUGAGAGGUGGGAGUAACUGUAUUUUGCUAUCACGGGACCACGGUAAGUCCGACAAAGUGGGGCGGUCCCCUAUCCAUAGUGCGCAUGAGAAUGAAGAGGGAGGGGGGAGGGAGGGUGUACUGUACCAGAGUAAUGACUGCUUCUUGAUCUGUAACAUUAAUUACAAAGCCAAAUGCCCCCUCUGCUGUUUGUACUGUAUCACUGCAAUUUAUUUUCCUCAGAAUGUACUGAUUUCAGCUGUGAAAUGUUCACUCGCCACAGAGUCAGUGGUGCCCAAAAUUGUAAAAGGCCGUUGGCAGAGAGUUGCACCUCUCUUUACCCUGUGUCCUUCAUUUGAAGCUCAACCCGAUUGGAAUCUCUCCACCAAAGGCAAGUUAAAUGUAAAACUGUCAUGAUCCAAGUCCUGAAUUGUAUAUAUCUAUCUUUGUAUGUAUACCAAUAAAUCCAGUGCUCUAAUAAAAACAAUACUCUGAAGCGAAAUGAGUAAAAUUAAAACAUUUGUAUUAAUCCACAGAUUUAAAAAACAAUCAUCACUCGAGAAUAUAUUAAUGUUUAUCACAUUUAAAUGAAAAAUAUGCAAAUUAGGAGUCACUGUUAACUAUCAUAGUGUAUAUAAGUACACCAUAUCUAGUUGUAUUAAACACCUUUUACCAGGGAAGAGCAGGGACAUACUGUAGGUAUGCUUGUUGUAUUUUUAUAUGCUUCUAUUUAUUCAUAUCAGGUUCAGGAGUUGCCCCGCAGCCCCAGUAAGAACUUGUAACAAUAGCUGAUUGAGUAGUCAGUGUGUCUGUGAGAGGUGUGCUCAGUGUAUGUAUUACCAACAGGAGAUAGUCAACUAGCCUGAGCUCCGUGCUCCUCUGGAUUAUUGAAUUUAUUGGCCAUUAAACUUAAGUACAGUGUGAUGUUAUGAGAAAUUAACAGGCGUUUGUUCCCCUAUUGUUUCUUAUAUUUUCUUUUAGGUGUAUAAGGAUGGUUAAGCUUCCGUUAAAGGCAGUGGUCAUUUUGACAUUGUACUUAUGUUACAGACAAGCAGGAAAUACAGUGUAGUGAAACACAGGUAGUAAGUGAGACUUCCUUCAGAUUCUGCUGUCAGUGUUUCCCCACAUUUCACCAUGUCAAAAUGCAAAUAUGAAAAAAAAAAAGAGUCUUCCUUUCUAUUAAAACACCAAAAGCAUAUCUCUGAUGCAGCAGUGUUUUAAUUGACUGACUUGAGGAUUUGGGUGACAGUGCUGCUCUUUGUGUCUGCAUUUGCUGCAGAUAAGCUAUGUUGCGAUGUGAAUGUUAAUUUUAAUUUGGAAGCCAUUGUUUUACUUUACAUACGUGCCAUGUCAUGCAGUCUGCAGAGAGAGUGGUUCAGAGGAGAAAGCUUUUGGUCAUUUAGAUGAAGAAACACUUCAUCUGACUCCGCGGUCAUCUGACUGUGAGCCUGUCAUUGCAAUACAUAUUUUUAUCACUGGAAUAGGAGCUAUAAUAUUUUCAUGUGGCUGUAAUUGUUCUGAGUCAUUCGCUCACGGCACAUAUUUAUCCCGCAUCACUGUGUGCGUUUUAAGUAUUUUCUUUCCAUCACUUUUAUGAAACACAAAGGAUUCUUUGCCCACUAUCCUAUAAUAACAGUGACAGUUGAAAUGAUAUAGGCAGCAUUAACUGUGACUGAAGAAAAAAAAAUAUUGUGCAAUCUCUGUUUCCUUCAUUGAUGGUCUUACAAGUGUGUGUCUUUGUUACUUUACAUGACAACUUUGCUGCUAUGACAUUAAAUAAACCUCCGAACCCUGCUGAUGCAAACUUUACGUGGAAUUGAUGUGGACACGCACGCUGGUCUCGCAUACGCACACGCAAACACACAAUCAAGCAGUGUGGUUCUCCUCUAACUUGCUCAUUGCUGAAACUGACACAGUGUCCAUGAAUUCCAGCUGAAACGCAUGACUCUGUCAUCGUGAGGUCGCAGCAACUCCGGCUAACAUUGACUGAUCAGCUACAUUCACUCUGUGCUUCCAAACCGACGGAGCACAUUCUGGGGGUCACACACAGGACAAAACACAGUAACGUAUGUUGCUAGGACACUGACAUGUAAACACACCGAAUCUGAGGAGGACUAAAAUGUUGGAAUUUUUUCUUAGAAACAUUCAAGUCUGUGUGUGUGUCAUCAUAACGUGUUUCUCGCCUCAUGGACGUAGAGCUGAACGAGCCUUUAUACCGACACUCUGCCACAGGACUGAACUAUUGGAAGGAAAUCAACUGAAGGGCUGGUAUUUUCCAAAUUGUGUCCAUGUCAACAACUUAUCUCAACGCUUCAAAUCCACCUCGCUCGCUUCUGUACAUACAGUCACUGCUGCAACGCAGACAUUUUGAUGCUGUAUUUAUGGCUUUCUUUCAGCAACCGAUGAAAAUGCUGAAUCUCAUCCAGGUUACGUACGUGCAGUUUUGAAUAAGAUGUGAGAGGACAUGUGAAUAGCCUCAUUCAUGUGAGCAAAAAUAAAGGUACAUGCAACUUUUGUUAUGCACUAAAGUACAGCCCCCUGCACAGUGUGAAACAGUAGUGGUGAUGCAGGGUCUAUUCUAUAAUUAAAGAAAAAGAAAAACAUACAUAAAUGUAUACAGUAUUGCACAAAUUCUGCCCAACUUGAUGUAUGUUUCAAGAAUUUACAUUUUAAAUAUGAUUUGUUUAUUGAAUUGAAAAACAUCUGCCAAUAUCUGUCUGUGGAAAUAUGAAAUAUGGUAUUGUCUCAUAAAAUCUCUUCAUCCCUUCA
Messenger RNA from Platichthys flesus (European flounder), 8362 nucleotides. RefSeq names its product spectrin, beta, non-erythrocytic 4a (gene sptbn4a). Bases 7 to 4584 code for a protein of 1525 amino acids. Gene Ontology annotation, biological process: actin cytoskeleton organization. The record is from RefSeq and is a predicted model, not a curated record. The transcript has 19 exons. Gene Ontology annotation, molecular function: phospholipid binding; actin filament binding. NCBI's taxonomy places the organism in Eukaryota, Metazoa, Chordata, Actinopteri, Pleuronectiformes, Pleuronectidae. Gene Ontology annotation, cellular component: cortical actin cytoskeleton; cell projection; plasma membrane.